ACGUUUGAUAAGAAUCAAGAUUAUUUUAUAUCAAGAGAAGGGUUUCCUCGUUUUUUUCAUUAAAAAAAAUGAGAAAUUGACAAAUUGGCGCUAUAUUUUAUUUAUUCAAUAUAUCGCAAUAUACUUUUCGAGAAAUCGUCAUAAAACAAUGACGAUAUUCAAAUUGAUCUAAAUUUUACUAUCACACAUAAAAUAUUACAAAAUUAAUAGUAAAAACGAGAUUUGUAUAAAUUAUAUAUAUUUUCUGUUAUUCCGCUUUUGCUGUAAAAUGUGUGUGUGGACAAUCUUAAACUUUUAUAACUUAAAGAUAUUAUGCAUUUUUACUUUCGUCGAAUUAUGCAUUAUGGCAUUCUUGAUACUUUUGGUGAGAAAAUAUCAUUUUUUAUCUUACUUAGAAUCAAUUUCCAAUUAUAUGUUUAUUUCAGCAAUUCAGUUUCAACGAUCCCGAGAUGAAAUAAAAAAUGUAGAAAAUGUUUUAUCAGACGUUGAAAACAAGACUCUGUUCUGUCGAGAUCGAUACAAAUCUAUAAUAGCAGGAUUGAAGAAAGACGUUCAUAAAACGGAAGUAGAGAUGAAGAUGUUGAUGGACCAUGUUUCUAGAUUGUGUUUCCAACGAGAAGAGCUUACUAGGAACGAAAUAUUAAAAGUGCGAAUCAUUCAACUAAUGUUUGGAACAAUAGAUUGAUUUUAUGAUCGUACGAAACAUAAAAAUACUGAUUACUGCUAACAUCUUAACUGUUUGCUGGGUGUCCUGUAUAAUGUAAAAAUGCAAGUAAAAAGUGUUAUU
Messenger RNA from Formica exsecta, 787 nucleotides. RefSeq lists its product as uncharacterized. The record is from RefSeq and is a predicted model, not a curated record. Lineage: Eukaryota; Metazoa; Arthropoda; Insecta; Hymenoptera; Formicidae. Bases 269 to 685 code for a protein of 138 amino acids. The transcript has 3 exons.